ACCUAGGUAGUUACCAGUAUUAUAUUGAGGGGUGGUGGAGUCGCCCAGCUCUUACAAAAAUCCCACCAUGGCGUUCUCGUGCCGGAAUAAUAUAAGGGCUUUCACCCAGCAGUCUUUUUUGCAGAUCUUGAGCGGGCUGGUUCAGUGACGACUUCUGGAAGACUGGACGUGAAAAUAAUUUCAGAUCUCAUCUUUGCACCAACAACUACUGUGCUUGCUUGCUUGCUUGCUUUCCUCGGUCUUGAUAUCGUCCUCCCGUUCUCGCGACUUACCCCUCGCCCUCCUGAUCGACAUGUCUCAGUCCUCUCCGCCACGGAUCCUUAUUGUCGGUGCCGCCUACAGCGGGCUGUACGCGGCUCUCAAUCUGCUGAAUGUCUGCGAUGGAAAGCCCCAUUUUCCUUCUGUCCUAAAGCUUGCAGAGGCGCGCGUGCCUGAUGUUAUACCACACAUUACCAUCCUCGACGAAAGAGAUGGAGUCUUCCACACAAUGGGUACACCGUUGGUGCAUGUGUAUGACAGCGUGACCGACCAUGCCUGGAUCAGCUACCGCGACAUCCCCGCCUUGAAGAGACCGAAUGUGGAUAUUCUGCAAGGAAGAAUAGUCGAGAUCGACCCUCUGAAGAAGACGGCAUGGUGGCGGAGUACCAAGACACCGGAAGACGAAACCGAUCGCGUGAUUCAGUAUGACUAUCUCAUCGCAGCCACCGGGCUUCAUCGCGACUGGCCCGUCCUGCCUAAAUCCCAGAACAGACAGGAAUACCUGGAUGAUGCGAUGAAGCAUAUCAACGCGCUGAAGGGCUCCCUGGACAAGCCAAUUGUCGUUGUUGGAGGCGGAGCCGUGGGAACGGAGUUUGCAGCGGAGAUCAAGCAUCACCACCCAGAGCAGCGCGUAGUACUCAUCCACUCUCGAGGAACUCUUCUUUCUAACGAGCCUCUCCCGGAAGAAUUCAAGGAGAACACCCUGAAGACUCUGCGCCAAGAUGGCGUAGAGGUGCUUCUCGAAACUAGAGUGACCGGCGAGACAUCUGAGCCUGCGAGUGAAGGUAACCCUCAAAGGACAACCCUUAAGCUAUCGAACGGAGAGGAUCUAGUGGCUGGACACACAGUCUGGGCAACAAGCCGUCAUCUCCCGAGAACAGAAUUCCUUCCUCGAGAAGCAGUGACAGAGGAUGGAUAUGUCAACGUAUUGCCCACUCUGCAAUUUUCUCCGACUAUCCCUAAUAACACCGACCACUUCGCCGUCGGUGAUAUCACUGCUUGGUCCGGGAUCAAGCGAGUCGGACGCGCCCUCUCGAUGGGCCAGUGCGCCGCUGUAAACAUUCUGCAGCUCAUGGCAGCCGCCUCGAAGCAGCGAAAGGAGGGAGAAAAGUUCGAUCUCUACGAUUAUCCGGAAGUGCCGCCUAUGAUGGCGCUCGCUCUGGGCAGCACUGCUGUGACAUACCACCCUGACAUGGGUGUGUCGGGUGGAGCAGAGGCAUAUAAGACCUCGUUUGGAACAGACCUGGGCCUAUCAAUCUGCUGGAACAUCCUAGGCCUUCCACUGCCCGUUUCAGCCACGGCAUAGGCUCCAGUGUGGUUCUUUUUUUUCUUUUCGGUUUCCGCCGGAGAAUCAACGGUUCAUAGGGAUACAUGGGUUUUGCGGCGCAAUUAUUAGCUAGGUGUUUUUUCGUGGGUCCAUAGAGAGCACGAAUCAGUGAUUCAAUUCAAUCGCUUCCAGAUUCAACAUAACCACUCGCUGCAUGUUAUGAGACUAUCUGGCGCAUAGAAUGAACAAACGAAUACAUGGCAUCGCCGUGAUAGGAGCUUAAUUUGUCAACCGUAGCGAAGGGGUCCAAUGCUGAGUAGUCACAGUCGGUUUUCCAGGGCCGUAAAGCCCAAUUUAGUACGCC
This is a messenger RNA of Paecilomyces variotii, 1889 nucleotides long. RefSeq lists its product as hypothetical. Gene Ontology annotation, cellular component: cytoplasm. Gene Ontology annotation, molecular function: flavin adenine dinucleotide binding; electron-transferring-flavoprotein dehydrogenase activity. Lineage: Eukaryota; Fungi; Ascomycota; Eurotiomycetes; Eurotiales; Thermoascaceae. The coding region runs from base 293 to 1564 and encodes 423 amino acids. The transcript has 5 exons. The record is from RefSeq and is a predicted model, not a curated record.